Dovyalis caffra is the source of this 1098-nucleotide messenger RNA. The record is from the annotation of a GenBank genome assembly. NCBI's taxonomy places the organism in Eukaryota, Viridiplantae, Streptophyta, Magnoliopsida, Malpighiales, Salicaceae.
AUGAGACAAGAACCCCCGACCGAGCUGGGGAGGAGCCUUAAUGCGCGUUUGCAGUUCUACGGUAAGCUUUAUCUCGAGCCGAGUGGUGCCUGCCAUUCCAGCUUUACGAGCACCACGUUAAGGCCUAGUUUUGUAGCCAAGUCAGUAGCCUUUCCUUCUGAUCCGAUCCUCGUUUUCAGUAGGGUGGAUGUCCAGUUCGUCCCGCCUCUCGUCAAAGAAGUUGAUAAUCCUCAGGAUUUGGUUCGUGGGCAUUUUCUUUGCACAGGAUGCUCUGGAGAAGAGAUUGGGGGAGGAAGGGGGAAGAAGUCAUACUGGCUAGGAUCGAUGAGUAAGGGAUUUCUUAACCGGCUGAUGCAUUCCAAUUCCCCCCACCCGGGGGGAAAUCUUAGAGACUCGAUCUUUCCAAUACAUCGACUGGAGCGGGCAUCUCGGUCGGUUGACGAAGCUUUUAUUGGACUCGCUUUCCUUCUCUCCGCUAAUCGCACUGAAAUGACUAGACUGGAUCGUUGGUUGAAUCUCCGCCCUACUUUCGCUUGGACCGAUAUCGAUUCACUGCUUCUCUCCAGAGAUCUGAAUCUAAGGGCGUUUAGGAAAGCCGAUGCAUAUGGGAAAAUAAGAGGAAAGGGACUCGGAUUUCUGGCCGAAGCCAUAGAUCUUUUUUGUCGUAUAGCUGAUAAGAGAACGGAGUGGCUAGCUACCGCUGAUUGCUUCGGGUCUUGUGUCCUUUUCGACGCAUUCUUCAUCGGCCCGCAUACUUCCGAACAUAACGAAGUAGCUGAGCGAAAUCAUUGCAACAUUUUUGAGACAGCUCAAGCUCAUGCGCUUUAUACCUCUAUAAAGAAUAGAGCAGUAUGUUCCGUGUCCAAAAUAUGGAAGAAGGAGGUGUUUCCACGACUCUACCACCCUUCUGUUCCACUUAAUCCCUAUUUCAUGGCCACAUAUCUUGAUAUGGAUAGUCUGAUGGCUAGGGACGAAAUGGAUUGGUUCCUCAGAGCUGGUUCGGGAGACCUGGAAAGAUCUUGUUUUGGUACUCCCGAUGGGAAUGGAAAGAGAGAAGAUGGUGCUUCUUACCCGCUUGGAUAUCCAGAUAUGGGCUAA